Hevea brasiliensis (rubber tree) is the source of this 772-nucleotide messenger RNA. RefSeq names its product mitochondrial import inner membrane translocase subunit TIM14-3. Gene Ontology annotation, cellular component: PAM complex, Tim23 associated import motor. Lineage: Eukaryota; Viridiplantae; Streptophyta; Magnoliopsida; Malpighiales; Euphorbiaceae. The transcript has 3 exons. The record is from RefSeq and is a predicted model, not a curated record. Gene Ontology annotation, molecular function: ATPase activator activity. Bases 158 to 496 code for a protein of 112 amino acids. Gene Ontology annotation, biological process: protein import into mitochondrial matrix.
ACAUGUAGCUUAAACGGCGGCGUAUUAUUAGCCCAGCAACUUAUAUUUAUAUUUCAUUCAUUACUGUGAAACAAGCCUCGCUGACUGUAGCUUCGUUCCUUCCCUUUGAGUUACCGACUUUCCUUCUCCACCGUCGCUAGUGUAUCAUAGAACAGAAAUGGCUACACCAUUGAUAACAGGAAUGGCAAUAGCUGCUGCUGCUUACGCGGGCAGAUAUGGAAUCCAGGCUUGGCAGGCAUUCAAGGCAAGACCACCAACAGCUAGGAUGCGCAGAUUCUACGAAGGUGGUUUUCAACCUGUCAUGACGAGGAGGGAAGCAGCUCUAAUACUUGGAAUUAGAGAAAGUACUCCAUCAGAUAAGGUUAAGGAAGCUCAUCGGAGGGUGAUGGUUGCAAACCAUCCAGAUGCUGGUGGUAGCCAUUACCUUGCUUCUAAAAUAAAUGAAGCCAAAGAUAUGUUGCUUGGAAAAGCUAAGGGCAGUGGCUCUGCAUUUUAAUGUCAUUGACUGUGUUCCAUCUCACCAAGGCCAAUUUGUUGCAGCAAAGGUGUCAGAUUACACUAAUACUGCAAAUGCUCAAACCAAAUUCUUGAAAAGAAACAUUACAAUUAGAAAUUCAGGGUCUUUGUUCAAUUGAUUGUUUGAAUCCAUAGAUGUAACAGUAACUGAGUAACACCAAUUGGAAAGUCUAAUGUUAUUUCUUUUACAGUGUGUAAACUAAAGAGGGUUGGUUCCUUCCUGAUUAUAACUUACCUUUUCCUCCCUUCACUAGAA